Molecule: messenger RNA, 1536 nt
Organism: Psylliodes chrysocephalus
Lineage: Eukaryota; Metazoa; Arthropoda; Insecta; Coleoptera; Chrysomelidae
Source: the annotation of a GenBank genome assembly
UUUCUCGACGUGAUAAAUAUGAAAGACCCCACGCAGAAGUCACAUUUCUACAGAAUCGGUCUCAAAGACGCACUACCGUUCAUUCCGAAGAAAAUGUGGUAUCAAACCGUGUGGCCUUGUUUGCAACAGGAAAUGAGAACUCAAGAGGUGUUGGCGGCCGUGCUACAAUCGGUUUUGUAUUUCGUACAGGAAGCUACUGUCGAAGAAUACGAGUCCAUCAUUCUUCCGUCCUUAAGAAAUGUAUUUUCGGCACCAAAAACGGUACAGGCAACCGUGACGAUACUCGAAAACUUGCAUAUAAUUUUAGAAAAAACCCCCAGAGACGAUAUUCAGACGGAAAUACUACCAAUGCUCUACAAUGCAUUUGAAAGCACAACAAUACAAGUUCAGAGUGCGGCGUUGGUAGCAGUGACAAGCGUUUCGAACUACCUGGACGACAACUCAAUACGACGAAUGAUUCUUCAAAAGACCAAAGGAAUAUACGAGAAGAAUCAGGGCGAUUCGAAAUUGGUGUUGAACGUGCUUAGUUGUGUCGAACAAAUCUUGGACCGGCUGGAUAAGACGCAGAUCAUCGACGAAGUGCUUCCUCUACUAUACGACAUCCGGCUCUCUGAUCCCCAGAUCACUCUGAGGAUCGUAAAUAUCUACCGACUGAUGCUGACUGACAAACGCUACGGUCUCUCGGUGAACCUAAUGGCCACCAAAGUGAUGCCUUCGCUUCUCCCCCAAACGGUAAACCCCUCCCUCAAUUUGGAGCAAUUCACGAUACUGAUCGAGGUGCUGCAGGACAUGCUCGACCAGAUCGAUCGCAAUCAAAGGAACAAGCUCAAACUGGACAACCUUUCACUGCCGAGUCCUGAACGCCACAGGCCGCUUAGACACCAAUAUAGCUCGGAUAAUAUGCACGUGCCGCCAUUUAAUAUACCGAAUUUGAGGAUCGAACAGAGGAAGACGUCGAGCGCCGAAGAUAUGGCUCGAAAGAAUUCGACGGGUACGCGCGGAAUGUUAGGAAGCUGGUGGUUCGGCGGGUCACCUUCUUCGCCGGACAGUAAUUUCCUGAGAGUAGUAAACGCGUUCCCCAACCGAAGACUAUCCGAUAACACGUUGAUGACACCGAAAAUACGGGUGGCUCCAUCGUGCGCUUCCUCGCCGGGAGGCACCCCAGGAGGCGGCCUGCCCAUCAGGAGGCAUUCUAGUAUCGGUCCGCAGGAGAGGCGGGGAUCCACCGUCAAUCUGUCGCCCCCUACGGAUAAAAUAAUGAGAGAAUUAAAAUUUGAAACAAGAGAUACUGUUUCCAAUAGAUUAAAAACAGAAGAAGAAAUAAUUAAAGAAGAAAUGAAAUCCUUGGAAAUAUUAGAACAAGAAAGAAUUAAAAGAAUAAAUUACCAAAAUACUGAGGAUACAUCUAAACUGAAGCAUAGAACAUCCCUGGUUGAAGGCAAUCUGGCGAGGUUCAUGUUGGGUUUAACUGCCGCCCUAGUGAACAACUGGAAGCAAAGAUCGCUAAGAUUUUGCGAUUCUCUAUUGCCUCCAUAA